Messenger RNA from Rhincodon typus (whale shark), 1981 nucleotides. RefSeq names its product core-binding factor subunit beta (gene cbfb). Gene Ontology annotation, biological process: regulation of transcription by RNA polymerase II. Gene Ontology annotation, cellular component: nucleus; core-binding factor complex. The record is from RefSeq and is a predicted model, not a curated record. The transcript has 5 exons. The coding region runs from base 187 to 621 and encodes 144 amino acids. Lineage: Eukaryota; Metazoa; Chordata; Chondrichthyes; Orectolobiformes; Rhincodontidae. Gene Ontology annotation, molecular function: sequence-specific DNA binding; transcription coactivator activity.
GUGUGCGCGCGCGCUGCAGAGGGGCGUCUGGGGGAAGGGAGCGGAGUUCGUCGAGAGGAAGUGAGAGCGCGAGAGACGCCGCCGCGAGCCCGGAGGAAGUUGAGAGCGCGCGCGCGCGCUUGUGUGUGCGAGCCGGCAGCAGCGCCGUGUCCGACCCUCCCUCAGAGAGCGAGAGAAGCGGGAAAGAUGCCGCGGGUCGUCCCCGAUCAGAGGAGCAAGUUCGAGAACGAGGAGUUCUUCCGUAAACUUAGCCGAGAAUGUGAGAUUAAAUACACAGGUUUCCGCGACCGGCCGCACGAUGAGAGGCAGAUGCGGUUUCAGAACGCGUGCAGGGACGGCAGAUCUGAGAUUGUGUGCCUGAAGGCUCCAAUGAUUCUUAAUGGAGUUUGUGUGAUCUGGAAAGGCUGGAUUGACCUCCAGCGACUUGAUGGUAUGGGCUGUCUGGAGUUUGAUGAAGACCGUGCACAGCAGGAGGAUGCACUGGCACAACAGGCAUUUGAAGAUGCCCGAAGGAGAGCCAGAGAUUUUGAGGAGAGGGAGAGAUCUCAUCGGGAGGACAUGGAGGUGAGAGCAACGCAGGCAGGACCCCAAUCCCGGCUCCAAUCUGGGGAGCGGAGAUGAGCUGAAACUACGUUAAACGUGCUCGGAGCAGCCUUGCCAUGGGUCAUUGUGUGGGGAUCAAGCAGCUUUUCAGUGAGACCGAAUUCUUUAAAGAAGUGAAGAUGCUUUGGCCCGGAUCAAGAACUUUGUCCUGUUCCCCACGGCCCAGGACUUUGGAUGCUCCAGUCGGCACAAACUGCCAGGGAUUGCACUAUGUCCACGUUACAGUACCUGCAUUUCCUGUUGUAUGCAUGUAGCUGGUAGCAAUCUGUGUGUGACUGUUUUCUAUGCAAGCUGUAUUUUUUUAUUCUGUUUUUGGUGAUAUUUUUACUUGUCCCUUUUUAUGUAUUGUUUAAUUUGUUUCCAUUUCUCACCUGGUUUAACCAAAAAUGCAGCAAAGAAGUAUCUCAAAAUUAGGUCAUAAAAUAUUGCAGUUAAAUUAAUUUUUUUUUAAAUGUGGCAGGAAACCCAGAGAUUCUAUUUUCUGCUUUUUAUAAUAAAUUCUGGGCUGAUGGACGUUAAGGGCCUUAAUUCUGUUCGCUUUUGCUUUUCUUGAGCACCGAGGAAAUGCAUUGUUUGCUUACUAGCAAUUUUUAGUUCUGAUUUUUGUAUCCUGUAAAGAGAUAGCCACAUAAGGAAGCUUAUUAUCAGAGCAAAACUUAAACAUGUAAAAUAAAAGCAAAUUAAGGACAAAUGGUCAACACAAAUUUGGGGAACAGAAGACUGUCCAACAUGAACAUUCAGUUUGACUUAUUUCUUUCAUUUUCCAAAUUAAAUUUGAUAUGAAACAAUAAUGCCCACAUAAAAUUGAUUUCAACCUCUUCAUCAUAAAAAAACUGAUGCGUAGUUUCUUUAAAUCCAACAUAAUUGUUAUUUUAGGCCACGUCAGGAACCCUUGAGUUCUGCUACUAAGUAAAAUAUAUAUUAUCCUGAAAAUAGGGUGCAGUUUGGGCUGACAGAAUGUGCACUGCUUACAGUUAAAUUACAUCAUGUGCUGGACAUAUGAAAAGUGACCAAAUGAAUUCUGACAGACCCUGACGAAUGUACAGUAUGUUCGGAAUGGAUGCUAGUGGCCUUGGUGGCUAUUUCUUGCUCUGCAAUGCAUAAAAAAAUCUUAAUGCUGGCGUUAAGAUUGGGGAUGUCUGCUUUCUGCUAUUUAGUGCAAAUAAUUCAAAACUUUUAAGUUACUGGUUUUAAGUUAUUGAUGCGAUUUAAUACGGUUUUUCCGAUCACUAUUUAAGUAGAACCAAUUGCAUCGUUUUUUUACGUAGUACAUCUCCCUCAGGAGUUGCUUUGAUUUAUCAGAAUAGCUUUUGCUACCUUUUGAAUCUAAAGCAUUUUCUUUUAAAUUACUUUCAUAAUAAACUUCUGUAAAGUCAAA